Messenger RNA from Armigeres subalbatus, 2750 nucleotides. RefSeq names its product N-acetylneuraminate 9-O-acetyltransferase. The coding region runs from base 142 to 2538 and encodes 798 amino acids. The record is from RefSeq and is a predicted model, not a curated record. The transcript is spliced from 4 exons. NCBI's taxonomy places the organism in Eukaryota, Metazoa, Arthropoda, Insecta, Diptera, Culicidae.
UCGGUCUUAUUGUUGUGAUUCACCCUGAAGCCGUGAGUUUUAGCGAAAAAAUGUUUUAUUAAAUCUGUUUGAAAAAUCAAUUAAGUAACCAAGAGCAAUAAUAUCUGGGUUGCAUUGUAGAACGGCACAUAGCUAUUCGCAAUGGGCAGCGAAAUGAAAAUAUCCAAAGCCGAACAGUUCAUCCAAAACUUGAACGCCAGCAACGCAAAGAAGCUGGCUUUUCUGAUGGUUCUUGGCUUCACCGUCUAUCACGGCUUAUUGCACCUAAGAUAUGGUAGUGAUUCUUGCAAGUGGCUUCUCAGCGAUGGCAGAUUCAAAGGCGACAAGGAAUGGCAGCCUUUUGGAUGCAUGCUGCACAAAUAUACGGAAACCGACACAAGGAAAUGCUUUCGAUACUUGGCCUUCUGGGGAAACCAAAAUCAUUUCGCUUUUAUUGGCGACGGUCGCGUGAGAUCUCUUUACUUGGAGAUGAUUAAUCAUCUGAAGCCCAGGGAUGCGGACAAUGCUUCCAUCCAGUCGCAAAUCAAAAUGGAAAAUUUGCAGUUUGUCGACUACAAAUUACGACUGCAAAUCAAUUACAUUUAUACCAACGAAAUAUCCAAGACAAUGAUCGACGAGUUCCUCAAGUGGCAGCACGAAGAUGAUCCUCCCAGUCUGAUUGUUGCUAGUUGCACCUAUUCGAAGUUCCACAACGGCAAUGUCACUAAGGAAGUGCAGAAGGCCUUCGAAAAAAAUUUAACCAGAAUGGUAAAACCCAUUGAUAGCUUGGUGGCGAAAAAGUCAAAGGUUAUCUGGAAGUUGCAGGAUCCCAUCGAUCAGGAUCGCCUCAGUGACGAGUGGAAAAAUGUGCAAAAUGAUGAUAUCGAUCGUAUCAACCAGGUCGCGUACAACAUUUUGAGCUAUUCGGAUGCGAAAAUUUGGUCAUCAUCAAAAAUGAUCGCCUCGGGAUUAGUGGAUGAAUUUGUGGAUGGAAACAGGCUUGGCACGUUGGCCCUGAAACACGACAUACAGAUCUUGCUGAACAUGUACUGCAACGAUUACAUGAACUAUAAUGAUGGAACGUGCUGCAGCAGUGCUGAGACGUAUACAAUUAUCCAAGUGGUAACUUAUGCCACACUUGGAGUAUGCUUGGCUAUUGCCGGUGCCAUGCUUGUCCGGCGUUCGUUGCUAAAACUGCGAGGCGUCAACGUUUAUGUCCCACUGAGUCAAACCGCAGGCACGGCAACGUCCCCAGCCUCGGCAGAUUCGCAAUCUCCGAUUAUAGCCCUGGCAUCUCUGGCGAUUAUCAUGGCGUAUUUCUAUCUGUGCGAUCGGACCAACUUCUUCAUGAAGGAAAACAAAUACUACUCGGAGUUUAGCUUUUGGAUCCCGGUAGGAUAUGUGUUUGUAUUGGGCCUGUUCUUCACCGAGGACAGUAAAUUUACCAAAGUUUUGCACCGAGAUCAAACCGAUGAGCUAAAAGGUUGGAUGCAGCUCGUUAUAUUGAUAUAUUACAUGACUGGUGCUUCGCAUGUUCUACCAAUCUACAUGCAUAUAAAAGUUCUAAUCAGUGGGUACUUGUUCUUGUCCGGCUAUGGUCAUUUCACAUAUUUCUGGCAAACGGGAAAUAAUGGUAUCGUGCGCUUCCUACACGUCAUGUUCAAGAUCAACUUUCUGACAGUCAUACUUUGUUUGUGUAUGAACCGACCUUAUCAGUUUUACUUUUUUGUACCAUUACUUUCAUUCUGGUACUGUAUGGUUUACUUUUUGUUAUCAAUACCUCCAAAAAUCACUGCUCAAAGCUCAGAAAAUAACGCGUACCAAUAUCUCUAUGUCGUCUUGAAAUUUGUCUGUAUGUUAAGCGUCAUAACGGUGCUAUACAUGAGCGAAGUGUUCUUUGAACGAAUCUUUGUAACCCGUCCGUGGAAAGCGCUGUUUGUAACAACAGAUGAUGAUAUCCACGAAUGGUGGUACCGCUGGAAGCUUGAUCGUUACACAAUUACCUAUGGGAUGAUCUUUGCUGCCGUCUUUCAUAUUGCGCAGCGAUAUUACUUUUUCGACGACAACAAUCACGGAAACCUGUUCUCAAGACGGAUUUCCUUAACAUCGACCCUGGCAGCCAUUGCUGGAAUAGGAUUCUACACGACGUGGACAUUUUUCUGCCGAAAUAAGCAAGACUGCGAGGAAAUUCACUCGUAUGUGGUAUUCAUUCCGAUCGUUGGCUACAUACUGCUUCGCAACAUUUCUGGAAUUCUUCGAACACGCUAUUCAACGUUCUUCGCGUGGUUCGGACGAAUUUCUUUAGAGCUAUUCAUUUGCCAGUAUCAUAUCUGGUUGGCAGCGGAUCGGAACGGUGUGCUUGUCCUUCUGCCGGGAUUUCCUACUCUGAAUGUGUUGAUCACUUCGUUUAUAUUCGUCUGCGUGUCUCAUGAAAUUCAUCGUCUAACUUCGGUACUAUUGCCCUAUGUAGUUCCUAAUGAUUGGAAAUUAGCUUUGCGUAACAUGCUAAUAUUUGUAGUGGUUCUUAUUCCUAUAGGCCGCUAUGACGGAAUGAUCUAAAGAAAGGCAAGACCGAUAUUGUUUUUUGAAAUAUUAAACUGAAUAUUAGAUUUAACAAAAGCCAACCAAAUGUAUUGAAACUUAAUUAGAUUUAAAUAAAAAUGUGUAUAAGUUACACGAAACAUAGGCGUAUAAUGACAGAUAAUAUCCUAACUAAGACAUUUGAAACUACCAAACUGCCUAUGCUUCAAAUAUAUUCAUUCAACAUUCUA